This is a messenger RNA of Talaromyces stipitatus ATCC 10500, 1183 nucleotides long. Its product is annotated as oxidoreductase, 2OG-Fe(II) oxygenase family, putative. The record is from RefSeq and is a predicted model, not a curated record. Gene Ontology annotation, molecular function: dioxygenase activity. The coding region runs from base 1 to 1122 and encodes 373 amino acids. The transcript has 6 exons. NCBI's taxonomy places the organism in Eukaryota, Fungi, Ascomycota, Eurotiomycetes, Eurotiales, Trichocomaceae.
AUGCCUGAUACAUCGCUUGAGAAAUACGACCAUGUCCCGGUCACCAAGGAGGAUCUUGACUGGGCUGAGCUGGUCACUCUCGACCUAAGCCUGUACGAUCAACCAGGUGGUAAAGAGAAACUUGUCAAGCAACUCGAACAUGCAGUACAACACGUUGGCUUCUUUUACGUCAAAAACUUCAACAUCAGCCAAGAAGAAGUCGACUUUCAAUUCGCUCUAGGCCGGGAGUUCUAUGCACUGCCCUUAGAGGAGAAACUCAAGUACCAUAACGCAGACGAUCUCGCAAGAGGAGAGUACAAUGGAUACAGGCCUGCCGGACAUCGCAUCCUUGGAAACGGAAUCCGGGACAAUGUUCAAGUUUACAACAUUCCUAAAUUCGACGGUUAUCACCAAAGAGCACAACCCGAUGUCCUGCAGAAAUACGCUACAGAGAUUGAAGCUUUCAGUAGAAAAUGCCACACAGAGGUAGUCGAAAAACUCCUUCGUCUUUUCGCCAUUCUCCUUGAGCUUCCAGACGAAGAUCAACUCGUACGUGACCACAAAUACGACGUCAAAGGAGAAGACCAUCUCCGAUACAUGCACUACGCAGCCCGCAGUGCCGAAGACAACAAAAAGGUCGGCGAGUUGUACAGUCCCGGGCACACUGAUCUUGGAACCAUAACUCUACUCUUUCGACAGCCGGUUGUUGCACUUCAAAUCCUCAAUUCGGAGGGUCAAUGGAAAUGGGUUCGUCCACAGGAUGGAACUAUCACAAUCAAUACUUGUGACGCUCUCACAGCGCUCACAGGCGGAUUUAUCAAGUCUAGUAUUCAUCGUGUCCAUGCUCCUCCACAAGACCAAGCACACGUCGACCGUUUGGGGGUUUUGUAUUUCGCCCGGCCAAACAACCACGUCAUCCUAGACCCAAUCCAAAAUAGCCCUCUCCUCAACCACCUCGGUCUUACGAAGAAUGCAUUCACGGAACUCGACCAGCAUCUCACUACAGAGCAGUGGGUUAAAGUUCGACAGUCGCAACAGCAGCGACGGAAUCGCGAUGUGAAGAUUUCAGAUGAUGGCAAAUAUACUUAUAAGCAUAAGGAUUUGGAAAUUAUUCCUGGUCUGCAGGCUGUGGUCUAUAAUUAGGAAUAGUGGAUUUUUUUAUUGUUCUUCGAAGUAUAGAAUCAAGCAGUCGAUUCCUAGGUGC